This is a messenger RNA of Labeo rohita (rohu), 633 nucleotides long. RefSeq names its product musculoskeletal, embryonic nuclear protein 1b (gene mustn1b). NCBI's taxonomy places the organism in Eukaryota, Metazoa, Chordata, Actinopteri, Cypriniformes, Cyprinidae. Gene Ontology annotation, biological process: chondrocyte proliferation; chondrocyte differentiation; tissue regeneration. The coding region runs from base 159 to 395 and encodes 78 amino acids. The record is from RefSeq and is a predicted model, not a curated record. Gene Ontology annotation, cellular component: nucleus. The transcript has 3 exons.
GACACUGACUGCAGAGCUAAUAAUAUAUAAUGAUAAGAGAGAGGGGGGAUGGGGGCUACACUGAGCUGGUAACAACGGUAUAAAAGACCCGGGACGAAAAGAAGACAAAGUACACAAGGCGCCAACUUGUCCCGGAAAGCAGACAGCAAACAUACAGAAUGUCUCAGCCAGAGGUUAAGAAGAAGAAGAGGCCAGUUGUAAAGGAGGAGGACCUGAAAGGAGCCCGUAGUAAACUGGGACUAAAGGGAGAGGUCAAGAGCAAAACAUACGAGGUCAUGGUGGAGUGUGAGCGAAUGGGAAAGGUGGCGCCAUCUGUUUUCAGUGGAGUACGAUCUGGAAGCGAGACAGUGCUUGAGAAACCCAAGCCUCCAUCAGGAAGCGUGUUUGGCAAAUGAGUACAAAAUGGACGAAUGGACUUUACAUGGUGUUAAAUGUAUGUCUGUGAGCGCAUAGAGAAUGCUUUUGGCAUCCACAUCAUGAACGAAUUGACUGUAAUGUGGAUAAUUAUGCAUAUUUGUAAGUACUAGUUUGUUUUUUAUACUGCUUGUUGUUGCUGUUUCACAUGUUGCACUUAAAAACCUUAUGUGCCAAUUUUUAGUCUAAUGUUUUCUAUAUAAAAAUUGGCUAAAAGUA